This is a messenger RNA of Closterium sp. Yama58-4, 579 nucleotides long. The record is from the annotation of a GenBank genome assembly. NCBI's taxonomy places the organism in Eukaryota, Viridiplantae, Streptophyta, Zygnematophyceae, Desmidiales, Closteriaceae.
AUGUUCAGCACGGCAGCGCGGUUGACGGAGAGACAGGGGAGGAGCGGAACGCCACGUCUCGAGUACCUUCAGGCGCUAGUCACUGAGUUCCAAACGACUGAAAUCGAAGAAGCCAAAGAGCAGAUUGUUGCUAACCUAGCUAAUUUCGCCUACGACCCUGUCAACUAUGACUACUUGCGUAAGCUGAACGUGUUGGAGCUGUUUCUAGACUGUCUAACCGAGGAGAACACAAAGCUAAUUGACUUUGGCAUGGGAGGGCUCUGUAACGCCUCUGCAGAUGCAGUCAACGCAUCAGCAAUUGCCACAGCGGACAACAUCCCCCUUAUAAUCGAUCGCUUGUCAAGCCCAGUUGAGAGCACUGUCUUGUCUGCGCUUGCUUGCCGUUACUACAUUUGCACUCCUCGCACCCGAUCAUUAAUUCUGACUUCCAGCCUGCUUGAACGCGUCAACUGCUUUGCUGCCGAAUCCUGCCCCAAUCCCCGCGUUCGCAACCUCGCCAUUUGCUUCAUGAGGCAACACGUAGGGCCCGCCUCUGCUCCUGCUGCUAGUGAAUCACCAGGUUGGAUUCAACAAAACUAG